This is a messenger RNA of Macrosteles quadrilineatus (aster leafhopper), 3684 nucleotides long. RefSeq names its product eukaryotic translation initiation factor 3 subunit A (gene eIF3a). The transcript is spliced from 18 exons. The coding region runs from base 132 to 3425 and encodes 1097 amino acids. Gene Ontology annotation, molecular function: mRNA binding; translation initiation factor activity. Gene Ontology annotation, biological process: formation of cytoplasmic translation initiation complex; translation reinitiation. The record is from RefSeq and is a predicted model, not a curated record. Gene Ontology annotation, cellular component: eukaryotic translation initiation factor 3 complex, eIF3m; multi-eIF complex; eukaryotic translation initiation factor 3 complex, eIF3e. NCBI's taxonomy places the organism in Eukaryota, Metazoa, Arthropoda, Insecta, Hemiptera, Cicadellidae.
AUGCAGUCGUCCAUUCUGUAACCUCGCGUGUUCUGUUGCGUAGUUUAUUUUAUGGAUAAAUGCAAUAUUUCGGCCCAUUUGAAGUUUAAAUCAUUGAUUGUAAGCCUCUAAAGUGCGUUUGACAGUAUACAAUGGCACGCUAUGGGCAACGCCCGGAAAAUGCUCUCAAAAGAGCAAACGAAUUUAUUGAAGUUGGGAAACCUGCUCGAGCCCUCGACACUCUUUAUGAAGUUUUCAAAAACAAGAAAUGGGCUUACAACUGGAGCGAGAGUGUUCUCGAGCCUAUCAUGUUCAAGUAUUUGGACCUCUGUGUGGAACUCAAGAAGUCACAUAUUGCAAAAGAAGGAUUGUUCCAGUACAGAAACAUGUUUCAAUCUGUCAACGUUGGAUCUUUGGAAAAUGUUAUACGAGGUUAUCUGAAGACUGCAGAAGAUCGCACAGAAGCUGCCAGAGAGCAAAGUCAACAAGCUGUCAUAGAUAUUGAUGACCUGGACAAUCUAGCAACUCCUGAGAGUAUUUUGCUUAGUGCUGUUAGUGGAGAAGAUGCCCAGGACCGUAGUGAUCGCACCAUUCUAACACCCUGGGUCAAGUUUCUUUGGGAGUCCUACUGUCAGUGCUUGGAAUUGUUGAGAACCAACGCCCAUGUUGAGACUCUGUAUCAUGAUAUCGCCCGCAUGGCAUACCAGUUUUGUCUCAAGUACAACCGUAAGACAGAGUUUCGUAAGUUGUGUGAGAAGCUGCGUAAGCAUCUGGAGGACAUUGGCAAGUUACCAGUGUUGGCGGCCAAUGUCAGUCUCACCAAACCAGAGACCCAACAGUUCAACUUGGACACCAGGCUGGUACAGCUCGACUGUGCCAUUCAGAUGGAACUGUGGCAGGAAGCUUACAAAGCAAUUGAAGACAUCCAUGGGCUAAUGAAUUUGUCAAAGAAACCACCAGUGCCCAAGACAAUGGCCAACUACUACCAUAAGCUAGCAAUGGUUUUCUGGAAGGCCGGUUAUUACCUCUUUCAUGCUGCUGCUCUGUUUAAACUCUUCCAGCUAAGCAAAGACAUGAAAAAAAACAUGACUCAUGAUGAAUUGCAGCGAAUGGCCAGUCGGGUGUUGUUGGCAACAUUGGCUAUUCCACUUCCAUCGGCCCACCCAGAAUUUGACAGGUUCAUUGAGACUGACAAGAGCCCCCUGGAGAAGGCUCAGCGGUUGGCAGUACUGCUCACUCUGCCCCAGCCUCCGACACGAGCCUCUCUGCUCAAAGACAUUGUGCGUCUGAAUGUGGUGGGGCUGGCCACACCUCCACUGCAGGAACUCUACAACUCUCUAGAGGUGGAUUUCUCCCCAUUGACCCUUUGUCGCCAAGUACAAGCUGUGUGUGAUGGUCUGGUGGGAGAGGAGAGUCGUCAGUACAUCCCCCCUCUACAGGAGGUCACCCUAGUCAGGCUCAUCAGACAGGUGUCUCAGGUGUAUCAGACCAUUCAGUUCUGUCGUCUGCUGGAGCUAGCUCAAUUCACCACACCAUUCCGUCUUGAGAGACUCUUGGUAGAAUGUGUGCGUCAUAACGACAUGCAGAUCCGUAUAGAGCACAGUACAGGUUGUGUUCACUUUGGCAUUGAUCUGUCAGAGUCUCAGAGAGAGGACCACCCCGAGGGGCCCACACUGCAGGACAUGCCCAGUGAACAGGUGCGCAACCAGCUGGUAAACAUGUUCAAUGUGCUGCACCGCUCCAUGCAAGUCAUCAACCCCAACCUGCACAAGACAGAACGUGACAGACUGAGAGCCCAGAUGGUGCAACACUACAUGGACACCAAGGUGAAGGAGCACCAGCGUAUCCUGGCCCGGCACAAGAUCAUUGAGGACCGCAAGGAGUUCCUAGAGAGGAUGAACACUGUCAGGGAAGAGGAGGAGGCUCGCAGGCAGGAGGAGCUGGCCAGACAACAGGCUCUGGCAGAGCAUCGUAGACAAGAGGAGGAAAGACAAGAGAGGGAGAGAAAGCGACAUGAGAACGAGAUCCAACAGAUACGAGACAGACAUCUCAAGGAGAAGAUGCAGCAGAUCUCACAGACUGCUCAUGGCCAGAAGGUUCUCAAGAAGCUGGAGGAAGAGGAUAUGAAAAAAAUGGAUGCCGAACAAAUUGCAGCCAAAGAAGCUGAAGAACUGCAGAAAGAAAGAAAAGAAAUGCAACAAAAACUCAAAUCUCAGGAAAAGAAAGUAGAUUACUUUGAACGAGCAAAGCGUUUAGAAGAAAUCCCACUCAUGAAAAAAGCAUUUGAAGAAAAGGAGGUACUAGAUCGCAAGUUUUGGGAGCAACAAGAGGCAGAGAGAAUUGCGAUGGUGAUUGCUGAGAGGAAGUUGGCUGUUGGACAUAGAGAAAGACUGGCUCGAAUGCAUCCAGACCGAGAUGCCCUCAUUGAGAAACUAAAAGCACAAAGAAAUGCGGCAUACCAGGAAAAAUUAAAAGAAUUUGAAGCUAAAAUGUCUGAAGAAAGGAAGAAGCGUUUGUUGGAAAGGAAAGCCAAGAGGAAGGAAGAGAGACGAGCUGCGUGGAUCAGAGAGCGGGAAGAAGAAGAAAAGAGAAAAGAAGAAGAGGAAAGAAGAAAAAAAGAAGAGGAAGAGAGGCUAAAAAAAGAGGAAGAAGAGAGGCUUGAGGCCAAACGCAAAGCUGAAGAGGAUGAGCGAUACAGGAAGGAGAAGGAGGCGAGAGACAAGCAAGCAGAGAUUGCUCGUCAAAGAGAGGAGGAGUCUCUGCGUAGACUGGAGGAGAAGGAGAAGGCUUGGCGUAGUGGAGGAUUGAAGGAAGAGGACAAAAGACCAAUCCGAGGUGGUGGAGGAGGAGGCUUUGAGAGGACAGAGGAUACCGGCUCAUGGCGACGGGGAGAAGCCAAAGCUAGCGAUCAAGUCUGGAAACCUAAGUCAUUGUCCAACCGAAGAGAUGAUGACCAAAGAAGACCCCCAGAGGAUAGCAGAGAUGACAGAGAUAGAUUUAAUCGAGACAGAGAUAGGGACUAUGGCAGGGAUAGAGACUAUGCUAGGGAUAGGGACCGUGACCGAGACCGUGAUCGAGACUUUGGUCGGGACAGAGGAGGAGGGUUUAGAGACAGGGAUGAUCGGGACAAAGCUGGUGGCUUUGGCAGGAGUUAUGACAGGCCUUCUGAAAGGGACAGACCCAAUAGUAGCUGGAGAAAUAAAGACUCAGAACCAGAUUCUGACUCAAGAGGACCUCCCAGACGAGGAGCUGAUGAUCGUGCAGGCGGUGGCCGCAGUCCUAUCAGACGAGACACUGGCCGAGGAGGUGGAGACAAGGAGUGGAGAACUGCCAAGUCUGAUGCCCCGCCACCCUCUAGAGCACCUCCACCAGAACCCAAGUCUGCACCAGCCCCAGCCCCAGCCGAGGAAGAAGACAGCAGUUGGAAGAAAGUCAGUCGGCGCUAAUCAUAAACUUCAAAUGUCAUUUACCCAGCUUUCUUUUAGAUUAAGGAUUUUAUUCAGCCACAAUGUGAUUAUCAUGUAAACAUGUUACAUGAUAAUCAGUUGGGUUUGUUGGUUAACAAGUUAAAAUUUGUAUUAAAAUAUUAGUUAAACAGUUUGCAACAACUUUCAAAGUUAUUGCUUUUGGGAUUUGGGUAGUAAUUGCUUAGUGUUUUGUUCAAGGAUCAAAAUUUACUAAAUAAAGAUAUCUGUCAAUCAAUUA